GAGAGAGAGAGAGAGAGAGAGUGGGGAAGAAAGAUUUCUUCUUUGCUCACAGACCUGUCAAGUUUUUCAUUUUUUUUUGCCCUUUAAUCUUUUUCCCUGUAUUUGCUCAUUGUUGCAAGGGUUAUCGAUUGCUCUUACCUGAUUUCUGAUUGUGGGCUUUUGUUAUUCUUUUGUGGGUUGACGAGUGAGUUGCACAGGAGGUGAAAGAGGAAAAAAGGAGAGAUUUUUACAUUAUACAUAAUAAAAAAAAAGAGAUCUUUGUUUUUUAUCUGUUUGAAAGAAUCUCCAUUUGGGAGUUUAAUUUUUGAUUGCCGACUGGAUUUGGUGAAGUAAAAUGAAUAUGAUGCGCAGGCUGAAGAGCAUUGCUUCUGGCCGCUCGUCGGUUUCAGAUCCUGGUGGGGAUUCUUGCGUUAAACGGGCAAAGGUCGAGGAAGAAUUAGACCAGAGUUUUGUAUAUGAAGUGGAGAUUGGAGAAAAAGAAAAUAACUCGAGAACUCGGGAUGUAAAUAUGGAGACUAACCCAACUGGAGCUGUUGCUAGCACAUCUGACGUACACGAGCUUCCAAAGGAAAUGAACGAGAUGAAAAUUAGAGAGGAUAAAACUGAUGAUCAUGAGGAUACAGCUAAGACAAUGUCUUAUAUGGCAGAGCGUGUUGUUGGGACUGGUUCGUUCGGAGUUGUAUACCAGGCUAAGUGCCUUGAAACAGGCGAAUCGGUUGCUAUAAAGAAAGUUCUACAGGAUAGAAGGUAUAAAAACAGAGAACUUCAGAUCAUGCGCUUGCUUAAUCAUCCGAACGUUAUUCAGCUUAAGCACUAUUUUCAUUCAACUACCGAAAACAACGAGGUGUACCUUAACCUCGUGCUCGAGUAUGUAUCGGAAACUGUUCAUCGUGCGUCAAGGCAUUAUACUCGAGCGAACCAAUACAUGCCCGUUAUAUAUGUGCAGCUUUAUACUUACCAGAUAUGCCGAGCUUUGAAUUAUAUGCAUAGAGUUAUUGGCGUAUGUCAUCGGGACAUUAAACCCCAGAAUCUUCUGGUAAAUCCUCACACACAUCAGCUAAAGCUGUGUGAUUUGGGCAGUGCAAAAAUGCUGGUACCUGGCGAACCAAACAUCUCGUAUAUUUGCUCUCGUUAUUACAGAGCUCCCGAACUAAUAUUUGGGGCCACAGAGUAUACAACUGCAAUUGAUAUGUGGUCGGUUGGUUGUGUUAUGGCCGAGCUACUUCUUGGACGUCCUUUAUUUCCUGGUGAAAGCAGUGUUGAUCAGCUAGUUGAAAUAAUUAAGGUUUUGGGGACACCGACUCGAGAGGAAAUCAAGUGCAUGAACCCGAAUUAUAGUGAAUUUAAGUUCCCUCAGAUUAAAGCCCACCCUUGGCACAAGGUAUUUCAUAAGAGAAUGCCACCUGAAGCAGUGGAUUUGGUCUCAAGGCUACUCCAAUAUUCACCGACUUUACGAUUUUCUGCAUUGGAGGCUUGUGCACACCCGUUUUUCGAUGACUUGAGAGAACCUAAUGCAUGCUUACCAAACGGCCGGCCGUUACCUACACUUUUCAAUUUUGCAGCUGAAGAACUGGCUGGUGCAUCUUCGGAACUUCUAAAGCGGCUAAUUCCAGAUCAUUGCAAGCAGUGAAUUUUACUCCGUUUGCUUUUUUUACGAACGGGGCAAUCUGAACCGUUCUUGCCGUAAAAAAAGUAAAUCGGUGGUGAAAGAGUUGUUCUGCAAAUCUUGAUUAGUGAGUGAAUGAGAUGAUUUUGUUGUACAUUUUGCCUCUGGUGACAAAAAAUGAAAGAGGAUAAAAUGGAUAAAAAGGACUUGAAGUUUUUAUGGGUUGUUGUGUAUAUGCCUUUUUCAGAUAGAAAUUUUUAGAUGUUGUUCAGUUUGUAGAGAUGUCCAUAUGUCCAAAUGGAAGCUUACAAACUGGAAUUUUUAGAGAAGAUAAUUUAGUUUGACCUUUUGUAUGUUCAUUUUCUCCACUAUCUUAAAUAGUAUGUUAAGUUAUGCUUUCAUUAAUUUGGUCCAUUUUACCUAUUUAUUAUUUAUUUUGGAUUCAAUGCAUUGGGUGGAUGAGUGUGCAACCCAAUCGAACCAAGCGUUUUGUGCUCGUGUUCUUUUGUGUUUGAAAAUUCUUGGUGUUCGUUCAUUAUUCAAGGUGAAAUUCGUG
Striga asiatica is the source of this 2162-nucleotide messenger RNA. Lineage: Eukaryota; Viridiplantae; Streptophyta; Magnoliopsida; Lamiales; Orobanchaceae. The record is from the annotation of a GenBank genome assembly.